This is a messenger RNA of Nymphaea colorata (pocket water lily), 761 nucleotides long. RefSeq lists its product as uncharacterized. Bases 66 to 716 code for a protein of 216 amino acids. The transcript is spliced from 2 exons. Lineage: Eukaryota; Viridiplantae; Streptophyta; Magnoliopsida; Nymphaeales; Nymphaeaceae. The record is from RefSeq and is a predicted model, not a curated record.
CCUGUACAAGAAAGCUGCUCCCAAAGCGUCAAACCAUGGCCUAUAAAGAUCCAUGAAUUGUUGCAAUGGAACAGCAAAGGAGUAUUGCAACAUCACAGAGAGAGAGAAAGAGUUCGGCCAUGGCGUCCUCAAGCUCAAAUGCUCCUGCUAAGACCUCCUCUAAGGUCUUUGAUUACCAGCCCAAGUCACGUUGGUGUGAAGAUGAAGAAAGUAAAGUUCUCCAAAUUGAACUCCCUGACUUCAAGAGGGACGAACUCAGAGUGCAGACCGAUGGCUCGGGCCGACUCAGGGUCAGUGGGCAGCGCCGAAUCGACUCGAAGAAGUCGAGUCGCUUUGAGGAAUCGUUUCCCAUUCCUGACGGCGUCGAUCACGGCGCCAUCAAGGCCAAGUUCGACUCCGGAAUCCUUCACGUCAUCAUGCCCUUCAAGAAGAUGCCGCCGCUGGUGGCCGAGGAGGGUUCUCCGGCCACCGGAGAAGCCCCGACAGAUAGCGAUGGCAAGCCUGGACGCGGAUGGAGGGACCGACUCGAUUUUUGUUUGGGGACUCGGAGGAAGCGAAUCGUAUCGGCUUGUGUGGGCCUCGCAACGCUUGCUACGGUGCUCGGCUUGUACGUAGCGUAUCGGCAAGGAUACUCGGUGGAAGAUUGGAACCGGUGGAAAAAGGAGAUUGGUGAAACUUUUGCGCUUGAAAAGUUUCCUGUUUUUCCUCAUUUCUGAAAAAUGAACAAGCCUGAUCAAUAAAUUGUGUUAUUGAAGAUUGCU